Molecule: messenger RNA, 10751 nt
Organism: Phyllopteryx taeniolatus (common seadragon)
Lineage: Eukaryota; Metazoa; Chordata; Actinopteri; Syngnathiformes; Syngnathidae
Gene: wtip
Product: WT1 interacting protein
Exons: 8
Coding region: 172-2067 (631 amino acids)
Biological process (GO): regulation of DNA-templated transcription; cytoskeleton organization; positive regulation of miRNA-mediated gene silencing
Cellular component (GO): P-body; nucleus; transcription regulator complex
Molecular function (GO): transcription corepressor activity
Source: RefSeq, a predicted model, not a curated record
CCCACCAACAGCCGCAAUAGGAGCGGAUAUGCGACUCACUACGACGGGGAAAGACACCUUAGCGCAGCCGCGUUUGGAUUUUUCGCCGUGUUUCGUGCCUCCCGAAUGGACCUCCGCUAGUAGUCAGCGCUAACUUGUUUCCGGACUACAAAAAACUACAACAACAAGAACAUGGAGCACUAUGAGCACGACGUGGCUCUACGUGCCGGCCAGAUGAUGGACGAGCUUUCCUUGUACGACGCCUACCGCCGCCAGGACGCCGCGGGAAGGGAUUUGGACUCUGCGGCGACCACGCUCCGGCAGCAGCAUCACACCGUGGAGAACUUUACGUCGGGGAACAAAGUCUACAACGCGGCUCCGGUGCGGCCGGUCCAGUGCGGCCGGAGCGUCCCGGUGGAUUUCUGCACCCCGCAACGGGAGGCGGGUUACGCCGAGGAGGGCUGCUGCAAAUCCGAGGUGGCGCUGCCCUGCUACACCGGCGCCUCCGAGAGGCAACGGCGUUACUCGCUGGAGGUCCACCGGUACAGCACCGGCUCCGCGUUCGACGCCGUCCACAAGCCGUCCCCCCUGCCCGGCAACAGGUGCAACAGUGUGUGCAUGGACGGCAGGCAUCACAGCCCGCGCUCCAGCCUGGCGUCCUCCUCCGCCAGCCCCCGGGCGAGCUUGGUGGCGGCGGCUGCGGUGCCCGGCGAGGGCUCCAGCGUCCUGAGCCCGAGGUCCAGCUACGCGAGCACGGCCAGCGACACCAGCAAGCACUCCAGCCCAAGGACCAGCCUGAAUAGCUGCGACUGCUGCAGCAAGCCCAGCAGCAACCGGACCAGCGGCAUCAGCAUGGGCUACGACCAGAGGCACGUCAGCCCCAGGUCCAGCACGGCCAGCCAGUACUCCUUCACCACCAGUCCCAGGUCCAGCUACUCGGACUCGCGCUACGGACCCCACGUCAGGGACGAUUUCGAGGCAGCCGCCCCGCUCAUGGCAAGCCCCAGGUCCAGCAUGUGUAGCCAGGACGGGAGUGCCAGAGGUCCCGUUUGCGUUCUCAGUCCCCGCUCCAGCAUCUCCAGUCACAGCUCGAGGAGCUCCCGCAGCUCCAGGGGGUCCAUGAGCAUCUAUCCGGACCUGCAGCUGCCCUCGCCCAGGGCGUCCAUGCUGGGGGGACACGACGACUCGCUCCUGGAGGAGCUCGGGGACCCCAACGGGAUGCACCCAGGCCUCCACGUCCAAGAGCACCCCUCGUCCCUCGAUGUGACCUCCAAAACCCCCACUGCGAGCCAGAGGUUCAAGAUGCCUUAUCAGGUGACCCCAAGCCGGGAGAGCGGGCCCAGUCAGGCGGAGAGGCGGCUGGAGGCGCUCACCUUAGAGCUGGAGAAGGAGUUGGAGAUGCACAUGAAGAAGGAGUACUUUGGUAUCUGCAUUAAAUGCGGCAAAGGCGUGUACGGAGCCAGCCAAGCCUGCCAGGCCAUGGGGAAUCUUUAUCACACCAACUGCUUCACAUGCUGCUCCUGUGGGAGAAGAUUACGAGGGAAAGCCUUCUAUAAUGUCAAUGGGAAGGUCUACUGUGAAGAGGACUUUUUGUACUCCGGUUUCCAGCAGACGGCUGAUAAGUGCUUCGUGUGUGGCCACCUCAUCAUGGAAAUGAUCCUCCAGGCGCUGGGCAAGUCCUACCAUCCAGGCUGCUUCCGCUGUGUGGUGUGUAAAGAAGGUCUAGACGGGGUGCCCUUCACUGUGGACAUGGAGAACAACAUCUACUGUGUCAAAGACUACCACACGGUUUUUGCUCCCAAGUGUUCCUCCUGCAACCAACCCAUUCUCCCAUCUCAGCAUCUAACAGUGGGAUUGUCCCGUCAGGGCUCUGAGGAGACCAUUCGGGUGGUCUCAAUGGACAAGGACUACCAUGUGGAAUGUUACCACUGUGAGGACUGCGGCCUCCAGCUAAACGACGAGGAGGGUCACCGCUGUUACCCUCUGGGCGGCCACCUGCUCUGCCAUGGCUGCCACAUUCACCGACUGCAGUCCCAGAUUCCGGCGCACCCGCCCCCCAGCUACCCGCUCCACGUCACAGAGCUGUGAAGAGGAGGGGGCAAAAGGGGGCGAUGCCAACCCCCAUCUGAUUCCCGUGACCCGAGACUCCAACCUGCCCCCCCCCAGUACAGACAGUUUGGUUGAAGUGUCCAUGUGUAAUGUCCGAGUUAUCGAUUUGCCCCACAUACCAGGGUGGGGUUACCCUUUCCCAUAUGUGCCCUACCGCUUCCUUUCCGACAACUAUAUAAACCCCGCCCAGGGGGCCAUCGCUGGCUGGACCAGCCAGUCUCAGUGUGGCCAUGUCGUGCCUGUCUCCCAGCGACCCGCGUUGAGCUGUGAAGAGGAAGGUGGCCGGAGAGGCCAACCUGGCCCACCCACUGAGCAGCCAUGUAUGAAUCCUCUUUUUUUGCCCACCCUCCUGCUAACCACGAUGCCCUCUCCUGAUGACCCCGCAUUUUCAUUCCAAGGGCCACUGCUGGCUGGACCAGUUCCAGUGUGGAAAGGUUGUGCCCAUCUCCCGCUUCUCUGGGGUGUCCAGGUGGUGGACUCACUCUGCUGCUGCUACCCAACAAUGGGGUUACACACAGCCUCUGUCUAUGCCCCCCACUCUUGGUGACCCCACCACUUCAUUCUGAUGCAUGAAUUACCGCCGCCGCCCAGAGGUGCCGCCGCUGACCGGAUGGGAAAGGCCCAGUGGGGCCAUAUUGUGCCUUCAGAGCGGGCUCUCCAAAUAGCUGCUACUCUCCAUGUAGCCGCUAACACUGACAUGAGCUCACGGACCAUCUUGACGCCAACCCCCGUGGCAUCCCAUUCCGUUAACACUGACAUUCCGUGUAGACAUCUUUAGACAAGACCUCCAGAGAUUCACUGUCUUAAUGAAUGAUGAAAAUACAAUGCUAGGUGUGCACACACACACACACACACACACACACACAUACACAAAUAUAUCCCCCAUAUAGUGGAACCUCGAUUAAAACGGAUCCUGAUAUAACGGAUAUCAGAUAAAACAGACUGUCAGGACUGAAAAAUUUGUCCAAAAAUAGUUUAGAUUUGUCUGCCGUUGACAAAUUGACAAUUGGCCGCUGUUGUUUACAGGCGCUGUGGCCCAAUGCAGGCAGAGAAUAGGACUGAAGUUUUUCCAGGUCACAGAUAUACAAUAUGACUAGAUCCAAUUCCAAAAGACGUUUCUCCCGUGCCUACGUGGAGGCCAUGUUGAAUGUGGGCCAUUGACGUGCCACGGCCAUGUGAUGAUGGGUCUAUUUCUUUGGUUCUAUUAGCAUAACUGCGGUGUUAACUCUGAGAAAUACAAAAAGUCUCUGGAGUCUGGAAUAUGCUAUUUUUAGUACAGUAAUAGUUUUGUUUUUGUCAAGCCAUUCGCUUUUGGCAACAGAUUUGGCACUAGAAAGCACACUAAUUCCUUGCGGCUCAUUGACUCGCCUAUGAUGAGUUCUGUACGUCAACAAUGUCACCAUGACCAAGCACACCGGCGUGGUGAGUGGGGAUAAAAUGUGACUUUCAAACAUUUUCAAGCUUUUUAAAAAAUAUUUAUUUACAAUAACUUUCUCCUGGCAGCACGGUGGAGACUGCUUAGCACAUCUGCCUCACAGUUCUGAGGUCCCGGUUUCAAAUCCGGCCUCCCUGUGUGGAGUUUGAAUGUUCUCCCCGUGCCUGCGUGGGUAUUCUCCAGGUACUCCGUUUUUCUCCCACAUUCCAAAAACAUGCAUGGUAGCUUAAUUGACUAUUCUAAAUUGUCCUAAAUUUCCCAUACGUUUGAAUGUGAGUGUGAAUGGUUGUGUGUGUGCCCUGUGAUUGGCUGGCGACCAGUUCUGGGUGUACCCAGCCUCUCACCUGAAGUCAGCUGGGUUAUGCGCCAGCACAACCCUCGUGAGGAUAAGCGGUUCAGAAAAUGCAUGGCUGGAUGGCUUUAUCUUUGUACUCUACUGGGCGUUCUAGGCCACAAAAAAAAAAACUACACAACAACACUUUUGUACUGUACAGUAAUAUGGGUGUAUAUGGCCUGAAAAAAAGUGCUUCAAUGUAACGGACAAUUGACUAUAUCGGACGACCCCACCCCUGCCCCUAUUAGUCCGUUCUAUUGAGGUUCCACUGUAAUACUGCGUGUGUGUAGGUGUAUAUAUAUAUAUAUAUAUAUAUAUAUAUGUAUAUGUGUAUAUAUACAGUAUAUGUAUAUGUGUUUAUAUACAGUAUAUGUGUAUGUGUAUAUACAGUAUAUGUAUAUGUGUGUGUGUGUGUGUGUGUCUAUAUAUAUAUAUAUAUAUAUAUAUAUAUAUAUAUUUAUAGAGCUGCCAACCUAUAGAAAUUCACUUCCAAAACAAUUUGUCCAAAUUUGUCUGAAUUUCCAUAUUUUCAAGAUUUUAUCAAGAUUUUACCGCUGAACAGUUGUUGCGGUAUAUUAUGUAAUAGGAUUAAAAUAAUUAUUCAAAUUGCACAACAUAAUCAUUUCUCUUUAAGCGUAAUUGUUAAUAAAUUAUGGCUUCAAUAUUUGUUAUUUUAAUGUUUUGAUUGCAUCAACCUUGUAAUGGCGGACGCAGUUGCAGCCUGAAUCAAAGUAUGAGAUUUCAACGUGCCAUCAUCAAAAAUAUCUGUGACCACGGAUUAAUUGGCCUUUACCAAUUCUGUUGUCAACCUUGGUUACAAGAAAAGAAAAAGUCUAUUCAAUCAGGUUAAUCAGAUCUAAAAAAAAUUUAAAGUAAGCACUCUUGCAAAUAACAAAUAACAUUGCUGAUAGAUUGAAUUGGAUAGUUUAUGCACAGUUUAUAUUUCUAUUUUGUGAAUGUACUUUUAUAGAUGUCUUCUCUUGGAUGCUAUUUAUAUUAUAUAUUUAUAUUUCCUAUGUCCACUAUUGCUACUGAAAUGAUGGAAAUUUCUCCAUUGUGGGACUAAUAAAGGCUAUCUUACUGACAGCACAUUACAAAUAUUUAUUAUUAAUAAUUAUAUACUUUUAACCUGACCCCGUUCUCAGAUUACUUCUCCAGUGACAUAAUAAUUCAUUUCCUGUUCAGGGGGCAUUUUGUGAGGCCGUGAAUUAUUUUACAUUUAUAUCUCCAGACGCGUAUUAAUUGGAUUAUUUUGUUGUUCAAACUUGCUUACUCUCUGCCAUAACGCGGUUCCAGCCAGACCUACGUAACAAGAGUACUGCUUAGUUUGGUGUUUUGCAACGUCAUGACACGAUACCUUACAAAUUAGCAUCAUGCUCUUCCGUCUUUUCCUACCCACCCCUCGGGCUCCCGUCGUGAUAACAUAAACGAUAUAUGUAAGAAGCAUGGUAAGAAGUGUAGUUUAUUUGCUCCCAUGGAAAGUGUAGUUUAUUUGCAAUGAUUGGUGACUUACAAUGCGUUGACAACAGACGCAAAGAGAACUUUCGCCUCUGCGGCUUGGCAGCCUUGGGGCCCCCAAGCAGGUUUUUUUUCAUCUUGUCCUUUUUUUGUAAACAAUAUAGUGUUUAUUUCAUCAAAUCCAUUUAUGAAAUUUUCCUCCUGGUGGUCGGAUACAGCUCUGUAUUGGCCAGUAAUGUAGGACGCUGGAUUCCCCCCCCCACCAUAAUAUCUGAAACAAUCGGUGGUACAGCACAAGUCAGUGUUCAGUGAUUUCCAUAACAAAAUACUGACGUUCUAUAACAUUUGGCAGCUCUCUCUCUCUCUCUCUCUCUCUCUCUCUCAUACAUACGGUGCUAUGAAUAGGUAUUUUCACCCUUCUCCAAUUCUUGUUUUUGCAUAGUUUCUCAACUUAAAUGUUCAUCAAACAAAUGUAAAUAUGAGACAAAUAUAACCCAAGUAAACAUUUAAAGUUGUUUAUUUAUGAAGGAAAAACAACUAUUUAAAGCUACUUGGCUCAGUGUUAAAAAGUAAUUGCCCCCGAAACCUACUAAGGCCAUCCUCAGUCGCAACAAUUGAAAUUAAUCGUUUUCUGUAACUGGCAAUGAGUCUUUCACAUCUCUGUGGAGAUCUUUUUCUCCACACUCUUCCUUGCACCGUUGUUUUAAUUCAGCAAAUCUGGAGGGUUUUUGAGCAGGAAUCCCCUUUUUAAGGUCAUGCCACAGUAUUUCAAUUGGAUUCAAGUCUGGACGUUGACAAGGUCACUCCAAAACCUUAAUUUUGUUUUUUUAAGCCAUUCAGAAGUUGACUUGCUAGUGUGUUUUGGAUGUGUUGAAGAACCCAAGUGUGCUUCAGCUUGAAGUCAUGUACUGAUGACAGAACAUUCUCCUUCAGGAUUUACUGGUAAAGAGCAGAAUGCAUUGUUCCAUCAAUCACAGCAAGUCAUCCAGGUCCUAUAGUGGCAAAGCAGCCUUAGACCGUCACACGACCACCAGCAUGAUUGACUGUUAUGAUGUUCUUUUUCUGAAAUUAUCUGUUACAUUUACGCCAGAUGUAAGGAGAAACACACUUUCAAAAAAGUUCCACUUUCGUCUCAUCAGUCCAUAGAAUAUUCUCUCAAAAGUCUUGGGAAUCAUUCAGAUCUUUUUUGCCAAAGUAAGAUGAACCUUUAUGUUGUUUGGUCAGCAGUGGUUUUCGCCUUGGAACUUUGCCAUGGAUGCCAUUUCUGCCCAGUUUCUUAAUUAUUGUUGAGUCAUGAACACUCAACGUAGCUGAGGCAUGGAAUGUCUACAGUUAUUCAGAUGUUGUCCUGGGUUCCUUUGUGACCACCUGGAUGAGCCAUCCCUUUGCUUUUGGGGUAAUUUUUGUACGCCGACCACUCCGGGGAAGGUUCGCUACUGUUCCAUGUUUUCUCCAUUUGUCGAUAAUGGCCCUCACAGUGGUUCAUUGGAGUCCUAAAGCUUUCGAAAUGGCUUUGUGACCCUUUCCAAGAUGUCAAUUACUUUAUUUCUCAUCUUCUCUUAAAUUUCUUUGGAUCGCGGCAUUUUGUUGCAGCUUUUUUAGAUCGUUUGGCUGACUUCGUUUUAUCAGACAGGUUCUUUUUAAGUGAUUUCUUGAUUGAACAGGUCUGGAGGUAAUCAGGCUUGGGUUCGGUCUGUGAAAAUGAACUAUCCAUUAAAUGUGAUUAGCCACAGUUAAUUCAUGAUUUAACAAGGGGGUUAAUUUCCCUUUCACACAGGGCUGAGUAGCUUUGAAUAGAUCUUCUUCCUUAAUAAAUAAAAUCACCAUUUAAAAUCUGCAUUUUAUGCUUACUUGGGUUAUCUUUGAUAUUUACAUUUGUUUGAUGAUCUUAAACAAAGUGGGGAAACUGAAAAAAAUAAUUCAAUUAGAGAAGGGGAAAAUACUUUUUCACGUCACUGUAUUUACAGUAUGUGUGUGUGUGUAUAAUAUAUAUAUAUAUAUAUAUAUAUGUACGGAAAGUAUUCAGACCCGUUAAAUUUUUCACUUUUUUACAUUACAGCCAUUUGCUAAAAUCAUUUAAAAUUCAUUUUUUCCAGAUUAAUGUACACACAGCACCCCACAUUGACAGAAAAAAACAGAAUUGUCGAAAUUUUUGCUGAUUUAUUAAAAAAGAAAAACUGAAAUAUCACACAGCCAUAAAUAUUCAGACCCUUUGCUCAGUAUUUAGUAGAAGCACCCUUUUGAGCUAAUACAGCCAUGAGUCUUUUGGGGAAUGAUGCAACAUGUUUUUCAUACCUGGAUUUGGGGAGCCUCUGCCAUUCCUCCUUGCAGAUCCUCUCCUGUUCUGUCAGGUUGGAUGGUGAACGUUGGUGGGCAGCCAUUCUCAGGUCUUUCCAGUGAUGCUCAAUUGGGUUUAAGUCAGGGCUCUGGCUGGGCCAUUCAAAAACAUUCAUGGAGUUGUUCUGAAGACAGUCCUUCUGUAUUUUAGCUGUGUGCUUAGGGUCAUUGUCUUUUUUGAAGGUGAACCUUUGGCAUAGUCUGAGGUUCUGAGCACUCUGGAGAAGGUUUUCGUCCAGGAUAUCCCUGUACUUGGCCGGAUUCAUCUUUUCUUCGAUUACAACCUGUCUCCCUGUCCCUGCAGUUGAAAAAAACACAUACAGCAUGAUGCAGCCACCACCAUGCUUCACUGUUGGAACUGUAUUGGACAGGUGAUGAGCAGUGCCUGGUUUUCUCCACACAUGCCACUUAGAAUUAAGGCCAACAAUUUCUUUCUUGGUCUCAUCAGACCAGAGAAUCUUAUUUCUCACCAUCUUGGAGUCCUUCUAGCAAAUUCCAUGCAGGCUUUCAUGUGUCUUACACUGAGGAGAGGCUUCCGUCGGGCCACUUUGCCAUAAAGCCCCGACUGCUGGAGGGCUGCAGUGAUGGUUGACUUUCUUGAACUUUCUCCCAUCUCCCGACUGCAUCUCUGGAGCUCAGCCACAGUGAUCUUUGGGUUCUUCUUUACCUCACUCACCAAGGCUCUUCUCCCCCAAUUGCUCAGUUUGGCCGGACGGCCAGCUCUAGGAAGGGUUCUGAUCGUCCCAAACGUCUUCCAUUUCAGGAUUAUGGAGGCCACUGUGCUCUUAGGAACCUUAAGUGCAGGAGAAUUUUUUUUGUAACCUUGCCCAGAUCUGUGCAUUGCCACAAUUCUCUCUCUGUGCUCCUCAGACAGUUCCUUUGACCUCAUGAUUCUCAUUUGCUCUGACAUGCACUGUGAGCUGUAAGGUCUCAUAUAGACAGGUGUGUGGCUUUCCUAAUCAAGUCCAAUCAGUAUAAUCAAACACAGCUGGACUCCAAUGAAGGUGUACCACUUUAAGGAUGACCAGAAGAAAUGGACAGCACCCGAGUUAAAUACAGCAAAGGCUCUGAAUACUUAUUCCUGUGUGAUAUUUCAGUUUUUCCUUUUUAAUAAAUCAGCAAAAAUUUCAAAAAUUAAGUUUUUUUCUGUCAAUAUGGGGUGCUGUGUGUACAUUAAUGAGGGAAAAAAUGAACUUAAAUCAUUUUAACAAACGGCUGCAAUAUAACAAAGAGUGAAAAAUUUAAGGGGGUCUGAAAACUUUAUUUAUUUAUUUUUUUCAGAUGUUUUCUCACAAGACGGCAGGGUCUAGAUUGUGCUGUCCUCGCGUUAUUUCAACCCCAUUGCUAACGAAAGAUCAGGAAGUUGUUUGUCGACAUCUUUGAAAGCCGCUCAUUCCGCCCGAGUUUCCACCACUUCAGUUCGGUGGCACUAACGAGCUUCAGGUUUUCCUUUUUGAGUGUCACUUUUCCCAACCUCCAACUUGCUGUUUUUGAGACCGUGUGCACCGGUGGCAGGACCACCAUGAAGUGCAUUUGGCUGUGUUUGCGGGGCAGUAUUCCAGCACCGUAAAAAAAAAAAGAUAAUAAUAAAAUAAAAUGAAAAAUAACACCAGUGGACCUUUUUCACCCAGACCUUCGCCAAGGCUUAAACCUUACCUCCGAAUCCAGAUGAAAAAAAUUCUGACAAGAUAUGAUCUGGAUGUUGAGUUGAGUUUACAUUGCAGCAAAUCUGGAUCCAAUCCCAGAUCCAAUUUGGUAUGAUAUCACAGCGUCUAACAAGGCAUUUGCCAAUAUGUUGAAAUUUGACAUAUAAAUAUCCACUGUAUUUGACACCUUAUGUAUUAUUUUUUGGAUCUGUGUGUCUGAACCUGUUAAAUGGAAUUCUCAAUGUUGAUUUUCAGUUUGAAUGAAAUAUGGAUUCAAUUUGGUUUUGACAUGACUGCAUCAAACCAGGUAUCCAUGCAAAUUUGGUUCAAAUAAGAUACAAUUUUAUAGUUGAAUACCCACCAUGUUUGACAUGAUGUGGUAUGCUCUGGAUUGCGAGCUGUUCCUAAACUUUUCCAGUUAACACCUUGAUUUCAUUUAGCCUUCCUGUUAUUAAUACUGUACUAUAUACAGUAAAGGACAGAUUUAUUCAUAUCUUUGUCAAAUUUUGAGUUGAAGUCAAUUUUUAUUUGGUGAAAUUUAGCUGGAAAUAUUUUUUGUUUGUAUUUUUGAAAAGGAAAAUUGUAAUUAUAAAAAUUCACUUGAACUUGAAAUGUAGGCUUAACUGUAUGUACAUAUUUUUCCACCUAUUAUUCAUUAUUUUUAUGACUUUACAUAAUCAAAAAUCUGGAUAUUAAUACAAAAUAUCCUUUGAUUGAUUCAGCCAAAAAAACAAUCAAAGAAAAACUAUCACAUAUAUAAUAAUCCAAUAUUUAAAGACAGGACGCUGAUGAUAACUUCCUUGGCGGAGAUAACACAAAAAUCCAUUCACUGUUGACUAAAAUCUCACAAAAGGUGGAUUUACACGCUCCUCCCAAGAGCGCUUGUGCUCUGAUUGGACUAACUCAACCUUGGCUCUGCCUCUCAGGUGCAGGAUGCAGGGAACGGACACCAUUUUGUUCCCGCUCAAUACUACUGACUAGAAUGUGUCGAUAAACACACUGAAUACAACUAACUUAUCAUUUUGACUCGAAUGUAACGCGAAUGAUUGUUUAUACCCGUAAUUCCCAGCAUCGCUUUCCCUUAAUUCACCGUUAUUGUUAUUAUUAUAAUGAUUAUUUUUAUGUUUUAAAGCAAAGUACUAGCACACGCCUAGCAUCCCUUGUACAUAAAGAGUCUAGUUUUGUAUUUUUUCUCUCGCGAAGAGAUGAUGAUGUCUCCUCCUCCGACUGGUUAGUUGCCAUAAAGCACAUGUCACAUGAUCUUUUGUAUCUCAAUUAUUAUUAUUAUUACCUAGAUGGUUCAUAAGAACCACAGACUAGAGCUAUUUAUCUCAACAUGGAGAGAGAAAAACAUUAUUUAAUGUCUUAAAAAGAAAUCAGGAUGUAUCAUUUAACUGUAGAAGACAUAAUCUGCUAUUCAAUAAAGUGGUUUUGUAGCUAACUGCAACAUUCA